AUGUCGAGCUCAAGACAUCUUGGUUAUCAGGAUGAAGCCUUUUCUGAAAAAAGAUCUCGCUUCUCCCGUGAUUCGGCUUCUAAAGAACGUCCCAGAGAGUCUCGGACAUACCGAGAAGACGAUAGAUCUUUGAGCCCUCCAGCUUAUAAAAAUCGUUCUUCUUUUAAUAACGAAAGUGAGAAAUCUACCCAAAAACCACCUUUGGACCCAGUGGAAGCUGCUGCCGCUGCUGCCAAACGUGUUGCAGAGUCAUUACGAUCUGGAAGAUCCUUUGAUGAAGAAGAAAAGGAUGCUAAGAAAGAACAGAAUUCAGAGAGUUCUGUCCCACUUCCCAAUGCACCUGCUCCACCUCUUCCUCCUAAUUCUCAGUCUGAGUUGAAUGAUUUGGUACCUCCCUCUAUAGCUGAUAUAGCGGGGAAAGUUAUUGAAGGGGAGGAAGUUUUUACUAUUAAUGUUGAGAUAAAUAAUGUGAAGAAUCGCUAUAUACUCGUAAAAUCUUCCACGUUAUCUGAAAUUGAACAUAAAAGUGGAGUUCAGUUGUAUUCUAAAGGCCGCUAUUACCCAAACAAAGCUCUAGCUUCUGAUCGAGACCCUCCUUUAUACCUCCAUAUAGUAGCAAGUUCCACAGAGGACUUGUCAAAAGCUCUAGCGGAAUUAGAAUCUUGGAUACAUAAAGACAUUGGGCCCCUCGUAGACGAAAGAAGGUUUCGAAGACGAGAUGAUAUGGAUCGUAACCCAUCUCAAGGUGCAUCCCCUCAGGGAAACUCGAUUCCAAAUGAAUCUCAAGGAAUGCGUAAACGAUGGAAUGAAGAAAAAGUUUAUAUCAAUUUGACACCUACUAAAGGUUUCCAUCUUCGUCAAGCAGUGGUCGGUCCUCAGGGUGCUUAUGUAAAACAUAUUCAGCAAGAAACUCGUACUCGCGUACAAAUAAAAGGACAAGGGUCUGCUUUUAUUGAACCUUCUACUAACCGAGAAUCUGACGAACCUCUACAUUUGUGUAUAAUGAGCCACGAUAUGAACAAUAUUCAAAAAGCGAAACCAUUAUGCGAGGAUUUGAUCGCCAAUGUACAUCAACAAUACCAGGCUUGGAAAACCCAGUACAGAGAAGGCGGUCAAGGAUCACAAGCAUACAAACAGUCCAAUCGUAACCAUUACUCUAACCGCUCAUCCAAGGCAGAAACACCUAGCAAUCAUGGAACUCCACCAAUAUCCAAUGUCUCCCCUGUUGCUAACUUUAGUGCCCCUACGUCGUCUACGUCGAAUGUUGCACCUGCCACUUCAAUCCCGGCAGCGGCUUAUCCUCCAGGUACGUCUCCUGCUGUUCCCAUGGUUUCACCUGGUAUGCCCUAUGUAUAUGGGGCUCCUGGAAUGUCUGGUCCUCCAGGAAUUGAUGCUCCGGGCGUUGGUAUCUCAGCUAUGUCUGCUCCUGGAGCAGAUCCAUAUGCAGCUUUUGGAGGUUAUAAUGCCUAUGUUCAAUACUACCAACAACAAAUCUAUGCUCAAAGUCGUGGGGCGAAUCCACCCCAAUAA
This is a messenger RNA of Schizosaccharomyces osmophilus, 1530 nucleotides long. RefSeq names its product KH domain RNA-binding protein, involved in splicing. Gene Ontology annotation, molecular function: RNA binding. Lineage: Eukaryota; Fungi; Ascomycota; Schizosaccharomycetes; Schizosaccharomycetales; Schizosaccharomycetaceae. The transcript has a single exon. The record is from RefSeq and is a predicted model, not a curated record. The coding region runs from base 1 to 1530 and encodes 509 amino acids. Gene Ontology annotation, cellular component: nucleus.